Messenger RNA from Psilocybe cubensis, 699 nucleotides. RefSeq lists its product as uncharacterized. Lineage: Eukaryota; Fungi; Basidiomycota; Agaricomycetes; Agaricales; Agrocybaceae. The transcript is spliced from 6 exons. The record is from RefSeq and is a predicted model, not a curated record. The coding region runs from base 1 to 699 and encodes 232 amino acids.
AUGCAUUUCACCACUUCCUUCCUUGCUUCUGCCUCCCUCCUCGCCACUGUCGCCUCCGCUGCCCAGUUUACUGUGUCAGUUGGACCCAACAACGGCCUCACUUACGACCCCCCUAGCAUCACAGGUGUCAAGGCUGGUGACCAGAUCUCGUUCAAGUUCUUGUCCAAGAACCACACUCUCACCCAAUCAACAUUCGCCACCCCAUGCGUUGCUAAGCCUGAUGGUGUUGACUCUGGCUAUGUCCCUGUUGCUGCUGGCGCCACCUCCUUCCCUGAGUGGACGAUCCAGAUCGACAAUGUGACCGCCCCUCUCUGGUUCUACUGUGCCCAGGGAGCUCACUGCAAGGCCGGAAUGGUCUUCGCCAUCAACCCCACCGCCGAAAGGACAUUCGAGACUUUCCUGGCGACCGCCAAGGGCGAAACCGCCCCAGCACCCAGCGGCGGCGCCACCACACCCCCCGCAACGGGCGGCGGAGCCACCACCCCCGCUACAGGCGGCUCGGGAUCGACCCCGACCCCCGGCAACACCCCCGCGGGCAGUGGCACCACCGUCGUCGGCAGCACCCCCAGUACCGGCGGCAACACCACCACCGACAGCUCGAACCAGGGCAACGUCCCUGCCUCUGCUGGCUUCGCCGUCACCGUGCAGCGCGCGACCACGCUCCUCGCUGCCCUUGGCGUCGCCUCCCUCCUGCUAUGA